Messenger RNA from Xiphophorus hellerii (green swordtail), 1677 nucleotides. RefSeq names its product GTPase IMAP family member 7-like. Lineage: Eukaryota; Metazoa; Chordata; Actinopteri; Cyprinodontiformes; Poeciliidae. Bases 155 to 1138 code for a protein of 327 amino acids. The transcript is spliced from 2 exons. Gene Ontology annotation, molecular function: GTP binding. The record is from RefSeq and is a predicted model, not a curated record.
UCACUUGGCGAGUUUCACUAGCGGCCGUCACAGCCUCAUAUCUGUUGGCUCUAGUUUCCCUUUCGUUUUUCUCCUUUCGUAAAAACCUGUAUGAUAUAUUAGGACUGGAUAUUUAAAGCUGCAGCUAUUUUCCAACCCAGAACUGAUUUCUGCCAUGGCUGUUGUCGGAAACCCGGACGCGAAACAGACCACAGAACCUUUGAGGAUCAUGCUCAUUGGGAAGAGUGGAGUCGGCAAGAGUUGCACCGGGAACACAAUUCUCAACAGAGUUGUCUUUAAAUCCGACAUGAAGCUUAAGAGGGUCACCAUCCACUGUGAAAAGGAGGAGGGGAUGAUCGAAGAGACGCCCGUCGUGGUCAUCGACACGCCUGGGCUGUUUGAGAAAGACCGCGACAAGGACGAAAUCAUUCGAGAGAUUCUCAUGCGCGUUACGCUCCACGAGCCGGGCCCUCACGUCUUCGUGUUUGUGGUCCCAGUAGGACGGUUGACACAGGAGGACGAAGACACCCAGAAACUGAUUGAAGCUAAGUUUGGCCCGCGGGUGUGGGACUACACCCUCGUGCUGUUCACCCACGGGGAUCGGCUGGAGGGGAAAACAAUAAACCAAGUCAUUUCCGAGAGCGAUGACAACCUCCGCAACUUCAUUCGCAAGUGCAGCGGUGGCUUCCACGUCUUUAACAACAAAAACCCGGAGGACCAGGUGCAGGUGGUGCGCUUUCUGGAGAAGAUCGAGACGCUGGUGGCCCUGAACGGAGGCAGUCACUACCAUGCAAAGCUUUAUCCCAAACAGGAAAGCAAGAUCAGAGAAAGACAGGAGAGCAUCCUGGCAGAGAGAAGCAACGGCAUUGGCCGUAAAGUGGAAGAAUUCAAGCUCAAGUACAAAGAAGAGGAGCUGAAGAAGAAGGUUAAAGAGCUCUGGAGGAAAGAGGAAGAGAAUGCAAGAAAGGAAGCAGAGAAAGAAAUAAAAAUCAGCAAGGUCUCCAACAUCCUCCUGUCCUUGAUGCUGGUGGUCCUGCUGUUGGGCUUUGCUCUGCAGGUUCCAGUUGGAUACCUGUUUGCAGGAGCAGUCGUUUGGACCGGGAUGUUCUUCAAGAUCCCGUUAAAGUUUCUAAACCAAAUACCAUGGUGGAAAAAGUAAAAAAUAACUUUUCUAUCACAGUUUUAUCUAUAAUCUCUCUGUGGAUUACCCACAUUUCGGGAGAAGAAUGACAUAUUAGGUAUGUUUGUGUGAGUUUUGUUUACAUGUCAUGAUGAUGAUUAAAGCUAUAGCCUUUGAGACAAUGGUACAUUCGUUAUGUACAGGAAAGAACUGAGCUUUUCUUGGUACUGCAAGUAGGCUCGUAAAGCAAUUCAAUUACCUGCAAGCAGUGUGGUUUACAAAAUAAAGUCAUUCAUGCUUCUGCUUACUCCGUUUACCAUGAAGGCAGCAGAUUGUGGCCGUUAAACUUCCUGCUCAUUUUACAGGGCAGAGUCCGCUGGUUAUCUUGUUCUAAGGCACCAUUUCUCCAUUUAAGUCCUCAGGACAACUGAGAACUGGAGUACGCACUGCCCUGGAUAUUUUAGACGUGUCUAAAAUUGUUACUUGUACGUGUUUGACCAAGCUUGUGAAGUUUAUUGGUGUAUUUAAGCGUGCUGUACUGGUGCAGAGUUAUCAAAUAAAUUUAUAAUUUAAUACCA